CAGACCGCCACAAAUAUUCCGAAAUAAGUGCCAUUAUUAUUCAGCGUGUUUUUACUAAAAGCAAUACAGGAGUUGUGGUUGGCUGUUCAUUUAUCUUGAACAACACUGGAGAACAUACAAGUUUUGCUAAUGAAGAACUCUAGUUAAUGAACUUUGAUAUAAUAGAUCAAUAGGAUAAAUAUUGUAACUACUGGUGUCUUUAAAAUUGACAAAGAGCAGACAUGGGUGAAAGACGUGACUCUGGGCCUAUACCUCCCAGGUGGCUGCACUGUCCAAGAAAGGGAGGCAUAAUUGUAAAUAAACUCCUACCAUUAAAAACACCCCUUGAUGGAAAGUUUGAUAGUCAGAUACCAGAGGCUAAUCGAUUCGAUAUUGACAUGCUCUUUCUGUCUCUGCAUGGUCGUAAAAUAAAGAUGGGGCUAUUGAUCGACCUCACAAAUACGACUAGAUUCUAUGACAGCAAAACUGUCGAGAACAAGCACGAAUGUCGAUAUGUUAAACUUCAAUGUAGGGGCCAUGGGGAAUGUCCAUCUGUCGAACAAACUAACAUUUUCCUAAGUAUAUGUGAACAUUUCAUUCAACAAAAGCCUUUGGAAGUAAUUGGCAUCCACUGCACUCAUGGCUUCAACCGCACUGGCUUCCUUAUUGUGGCUUACCUAGUGGAGAAAUUGGACUGGAGUGUGGAGGCAGCCGUUCGCACGUUUGCACAGAUGAGGCCACCUGGUAUAUAUAAGCAGGAUUACCUUGAAGAGUUAUUCCGUCGCUAUGACGAUGUUGAAGACACGCCUCCAGCUCCUCCUCUCCCUGAUUGGUGCACAGAGAGUGAUGACAGAGAGGAUGAUGGGAGUUUAAGAGAUGAUGGGAGCAAAUCGGAUGGUAGCAGGAAACGUCAGAAACGAGGGGAAACUGUGAAACUGGAUGCCAAGUUCAUGGAUGGGUUGAUUCCAUCAGUUGAGUCUGUAACAUCGCAACCAAUGCUCAGUCAACUUCAACAAAGAUGUCAAAAGAUGACCAACUUUAAACAGUCAGGUUUCCCUGGGUCUCAGCCAGUCUCUAUGGACAUUGACAACAUGGAUUUCCUCAGGACGAAGCCAUACAAAGUCAGCUGGAAGGCUGAUGGCACCAGAUAUCUGAUGUUGAUAGAUGGGGUGGAUGCAGUUUAUAUGUUCGACAGAGACAAUGCUGUAUUCCACAUCCCGCACCUGAUCUUCCCGAAACGGAAGAAUCCCAAACAGUGUUUGAGUAAUACCCUCGUAGAUGGAGAAAUGAUCUUAGAUGAAGUGGAAGGCAAGAAAAUACCAAGAUUCCUCAUUUACGAUAUUGUAAAGUUUGAAGGUAUUGAUGUCGGACAAACUGAUUUUGAUCGUAGAAUGUUAUGCAUUAACAAAGAAAUCAUCACACCCCGGCAUGCCAUGAUCCAAGCUGGGCAAUUAGACAAAACCAGGGAGCCAUUCAGUAUAAGAAUGAAACCAUUCUGGGAUCUGACACAAGUUCGAAAACUACUAGAUGGUCAGUUCAGUAAGGAUGUCAGUCAUGAGGUGGAUGGCCUCAUCUUUCAACCAGCUGCAGAUCCUUAUGUAUGUGGUCGUUGCAAGGAGGUGCUCAAGUGGAAACCACCAAGUUUGAAUUCUGUAGAUUUCAAACUUCAGGUUACACAAGAAAAGAAACCUGGCUGUUUACCAGAGACAAUAGGAUAUUUAUUCGUUGGAGGAAUGAAAGAACCAUUCUCAACGAUGAAAAUCACAAAAUCUUUAAAACAAUAUGAUGGCAAGAUCAUUGAGUGCUCAUGGGAUGCCAAAAUGAACACAUGGAAAUUUAUGCGAGAGAGGACUGAUAAGUCAUUCCCUAAUGGCUACAACACAGCUGUCGGAGUGAUAAAAAGUAUACAGCAGCCAGUAAAUAAAGACAAACUGUUUGAUAUGAUAGAUCAUCAUAGAUGGCAACCUGCUGAGAAAGCUGACAAACAAUUAAUGCCACCACCAAAACUACCAUAGAAUCAAAUGAACACUGGAAACUGUUUUGUAAUAUCACAAACCAUGCUAGCUUUAAGCAGUGGACUGUUUUUUUGAAAAUGCAUCUUUUAAUUAUCUCAUCAGGAGAUCCUGUCGAGAAAACAUAUCAAAUUAUCUUCCAAGAGCUAAGAUAUCUGGAAAUGAUUUGUAGCUUAAGGCACAGCACGAAUGGAGGAAAUUAUU
Molecule: messenger RNA, 2195 nt
Organism: Owenia fusiformis
Lineage: Eukaryota; Metazoa; Annelida; Polychaeta; Sabellida; Oweniidae
Source: the annotation of a GenBank genome assembly